Molecule: messenger RNA, 311 nt
Organism: Fusarium oxysporum Fo47
Lineage: Eukaryota; Fungi; Ascomycota; Sordariomycetes; Hypocreales; Nectriaceae
Exons: 1
Coding region: 11-241 (76 amino acids)
Source: RefSeq, a predicted model, not a curated record
CCCGCGUCUAAUGAACGAUGCUAAGAAACGAGUUGUCGUGCUUUUUCAGUACGGUUGGUUUCUGACGGCCCCACUCGGUGUUGGUGAUGCGGGGGAGCUCCGAAAGUCCGGAGAGCCUCAUGCUGACACAAAGCACAAGAAAAACUGUGUGCCAGAGAGAGCAACUUAUAUGCUUGGAAGAGGACAGAAUGUGACUGCUCACGUGAGUAGUGCGUCUGCUCUAAUUUGCUAUGAUGUGUGACUAGCUUCCAAGUUUCGUGAGCUUGAGAUACCACGAUGUGGUUGUCCUGUUACAAAUGGGAAUGAGUGAC